AUGGCGCCGUUCACGUCGCUCUCGUCGCUCUCAUCGCACGAGCGGACGCGAGUGGAAGACUACCUGAAUGACAAAAUUCAGGUCUGUGCAGACCUGGAAAGUCUGGACUCCCUGCUGUCCAGUGUUCGUUCCCAGCAAGAUCUCCAGCGCAAGCAGCUAGCAGAAGCACAAGAUGCACUAUCAAACGCCACGAAGGCAUCUGACGACCAUGCGGAAGCUACGCGCAGACGUGCCGAGGCUUUCAUGAUGGAGCAAGCGGAUAUCGAUCAACGACUAAAGACUAUCACACAGUCAGAAACUAGCGAUGAAGCCGUUCGUCGAUUAGAAAAUAGUAUGGAGAGGUUGCAACGGUUGGAGAUAUCCAAGGGCUACGUGGCACUGCUAAAGGAAGCGGAGGAACUGAGCAAGGAAGCCAUUACGAAGAUUCAAUUGAGCCCUCGCGAUGCAUUAGUACCUUACUCCCGCCUUCGCAAUAUCGCACUGUUGCUCAAAGAAGCUCAGCCCGCCGCUGAAGGUGCCGCUCCUCACCUCGUCGACUACACCGAGAAACUCGCGUUUGCAUUAAGGGAGGAACUGAGGAAAAUCUUUGGUGGUAAUCUUGAGCAGACAUUGGAAUCGUUGAAAUGGCCGACGAGACAGUUGAACAUCACGGACAGUUUGCUGGCACAGUGGAAACAGGAUGUGGAGCUUUUGAUUGAGCUACAAAUACCAGAACUUCCGAUACACGACGCCUUGACUGGUAGCCAAGUGCCCGAGCCACCGGUCCUAUUUCCAUUAGAGGUCAUGGUGCAUCCUUUGGAUCUUCGGUUCAAAUAUCACUUCAGCGGGGAUAAGCCAACCAAUAAACUUGACAAGCCUGAAUAUUUCUUAUCGCAUAUCAUGGAUCUUAUUAAUCAAUUUGGAGGCUUCUUCACCUCGUAUCUUCAGCCUAUUCUCGAUGAGAAGGCGCAGUCUGCGGGGCCGAGCCUCGAAUGGAAUUUUUGCAACUCGCUUCAUGCUUUCAUUAAUGCACUGCUGCCCAUGCUGCGGCAGAAGAUCGAUUCUUUCCUCCCGCAAAUUUCUAACCAUCCUCAACUCCUCAGCCAUUUUAUUCACGAGCUUAUGAAAUUCGAUAAUGAAAUUCGUGAAACAUGGAAUUACCUCCCAGAUCCUUUCUCUGCUGAAAACUGGAAGGGCAUGGCAUGGGAGGUUCUUACCAAGCAAGGAUGGUAUAACCGAUGGCUCCAAGUCGAAAAAGACUUUGCCUUGGCCCGAUACAAAGACAUCAUAGACACGGCAGACAGUGGUCAUAUUGAUUAUGAUGGCGUCGAGCUGACGGCCAGCAAGCCCACUAAAGCGGCCAUUCGCGUGAACGACCUCCUGGAGACAAUCACCGAACGCUAUCAACCACUCUCCUCCUUCAGUCAAAGGCUCCGUUUCCUCAUCGACAUUCAAAUUACCAUUUUUGAUCAAUUUCACGAACGCCUACAGUCUGCCCUGGAAGCAUACCUUGCAAUGACCUCUACCUGGGGCGCCAGUGUGGAAGGUGUUGCUGGCUUGGAGCGACUAUGUAGGGUUUUUGGAAGCGCAGAGUACCUUGAGAAAAAGAUGGAAGAUUGGAGUAACGACAUCUUCUUUGUGGAGCUAUGGGCUGAGCUCCAAGACCGACUGAAACGUGGCAGUCAAAAUCUUGCUGGCAACAUGUCUAUAGCCGAGCUUGCAUCACGUACUUCUCCAGCGGUCAACAACCACGGUGGGAUUGACGGGGCACUCUUUGAUGAAACGGCGUCAGCGUAUCGCCGCCUCCGAUUGCGCUCUGAAUCUAUCGUUACCUCCACUCUUACUUCAAACAUCACUUCCGCCCUAAAGCCUUACUCGCGCCUGUCGACCUGGGCGACCCUUUCUAAUCCUUCAAACUCAUCAUCAUCAUCACACUCCCUAUCCUCAGAGCUGGCGCAUCCGCUUCGUUUAAUUUCUUCCCAGCUUGGCUUCCUGUCCAAGGCCUUGGGCAUAGCCCCGCUACGGCGCGUGUCUCGCCAGCUUCUGGUGUCUGUACAGAACUACAUAUGGGAUAAUGUUCUAACCAGACAUACAUUUUCAGCUGCUGGGGCAGCCCAAUUACUCGGAGAUAUUGAGCAAUUAUGCACUGUUGUUGACACGAAUCUCGGGGUCGCAGGUCACGCCGGGGGCUCCAUUCAUAUUGUGAAGAAGCUUAACGAGGGGCUUUGUCUUCUGAACCUGGGACUUACGACAACCGAGCAUACUGACGAAGUUACGAAUGAAUCAAGGGUCUCGCUGGGACUAUGGGACGUGGAGAAGAGGCUUUUCAAGGAUAACGACAGCGCCCGCGCUGUCCUCGCAGAGCUAGGGAUUGAGACCCUAUCUGGAGCCGAGGCACGGUCUGUAUUAGAGCGCAGAGUAGAGAUUGGCAGCUAG
Molecule: messenger RNA, 2415 nt
Organism: Penicillium chermesinum
Lineage: Eukaryota; Fungi; Ascomycota; Eurotiomycetes; Eurotiales; Aspergillaceae
Product: RINT-1 family protein
Exons: 6
Coding region: 1-2415 (804 amino acids)
Biological process (GO): retrograde vesicle-mediated transport, Golgi to endoplasmic reticulum; endoplasmic reticulum to Golgi vesicle-mediated transport; regulation of ER to Golgi vesicle-mediated transport
Cellular component (GO): Dsl1/NZR complex
Source: RefSeq, a predicted model, not a curated record